GUCUUGCUGUGUCUCUCAGGCUGGAGUGCAGUGGCACAAUCAUGGCUCAUUGCAGCCUCAACUUCCCUGGGCUCAAGUGAUCCUCCCACCUCAACCUCCUGAGCUGGUCUCGAACUCCUGGGCUCAAGUGAUCCUCCAGCCUCGGCCUCCCCAAAGUGCUGGGAUUACAGAUGUGGGCCACGGCACCCAGUUGGAAGUUGUUUUCCGAAUGCACUUCUCCAAAGCUGGCAGCACCCACAGAACAAACUGGGUAUCAGGAGACGGCACAGACUAGGGGACUGGUAGGGGAUUAGGAUGUCCAUCCAUGCAGGGUCUUCCCCAAGUCCAUUCGGCAACCAUUCCCAGCCACCACGUGGGUGGGGCUGGGAACAGAGAGAUGAAUGCCGUCCCACCACCUAGCGCGCUCUGUGGAGGGAUGGGGGUGGGGGGGGGGGGUGGGGGAUUCCCCUCAACAGAAGGGCAGGCCUUCAAGGAGGAGUGGGGUUUUGCCAGAGGGGGAACGGCUUUACACGCAGCCCUGGCUUUCCUCAGGGUUUGAGUUGGGACAGAGCCCGGGAUGGCUGCAGAGCUCCAAUUAGGGACCUCCUGGUAGGCAGGACACAGCCGUUGGAAAGUUUUAAGCAUGAACAUGAUGGGUAAUCAGCCUUGUGUUUUGGGAAGGGCAGUCCGGUGGCCGCGAGAAGGGACAGUGGAAGUGAGGCAGGGAGAAAGGAGGCCGCUGUAAAAAUCCAAGCGAGAAGCAGCUCUAACUCCCUUCCCCAAAGAGGCUCAGCUUCCCAAGGACGAAAAUGUUGCAGGCAGGUGUCACCUCCCUGGACCUUGGUUUGCUCUCAGCAUGACGGGCGAGAGCCCUGUUGGCUGCACCACGCGGCUGGCACAGUCAGUGCAGUCCAGCCCCGGGGGCUGUAGCCGUCCGAGUCCCGGUCCAGGCCGCGAGUCCCGGGGAUAGCAACCGCCCUUGCAUGCAGCCCCGCCCCUGCCCCGGAUUGGCUGGGGUGGGGGGCGUGGCAUUUUCCCAUUGGUGCCCGUGUCGGCGCGAGCCCGGAAGCGGGCGGGGGCGGUGGCGGAGGAGCCUCGGAUGUGCCGGGGUUGCUGCGCCGUCCUCCACUACUGGCUCCUGGCGCUGCAGCCAUGCAGCCCCCGCCCCCGGGCCCGCUGGGCGACUGCCUGCGGGACUGGGAGGAUCUACAGCAGGACUUCCAGAACAUCCAGGAGACCCAUCGGCUAUACCGCCUGAAGCUGGAGGAGCUGACCAAACUUCAGAACAACUGCACCAGCUCCAUCACGCGGCAGAAGAAGCGGCUCCAGGAGCUGGCCCUUGCCCUGAAGAAAUGCAAACCCUCCCUCCCAGCAGAGGCCGAGGGGGCUGCACAGGAGCUGGAGAACCAGAUGAAAGAGCGCCAAGGCCUCUUCUUUGACAUGGAGGCCUAUUUGCCGAAGAAGAACGGAUUGUACCUGAGCCUGGUUCUGGGGAACGUCAACGUCACGCUCCUGAGCAAGCAGGCUAAGUUUGCCUACAAGGACGAGUAUGAGAAGUUCAAGCUCUACCUCACCAUCAUCCUCAUCCUCAUCUCCUUCACUUGCCGCUUCCUGCUCAACUCCAGGGUGACAGACGCUGCCUUCAACUUCCUGCUGGUCUGGUACUACUGCACCCUGACCAUCCGGGAGAGCAUCCUCAUCAACAACGGCUCCCGGAUCAAAGGCUGGUGGGUGUUCCAUCACUAUGUGUCUACCUUCCUGUCGGGAGUCAUGCUGACGUGGCCCGAUGGUCUCAUGUACCAGAAAUUCCGGAACCAAUUCCUCUCCUUUUCCAUGUACCAGAGCUUCGUGCAGUUUCUCCAGUACUACUACCAGAGCGGCUGCCUCUACCGCCUGCGGGCGCUGGGCGAGCGGCACACCAUGGACCUCACUGUGGAGGGCUUCCAGUCCUGGAUGUGGCGGGGCCUCACCUUCCUGCUGCCUUUUCUUUUCUUUGGACACUUCUGGCAGCUUUUUAACGCACUGACGUUGUUCAACCUGGCCCGGGACCCUCAGUGCAAGGAGUGGCAGGUGCUUAUGUGCGGCUUUCCCUUCCUCCUCCUCUUCCUCGGCAAUUUCUUCACCACCCUGAGGGUUGUGCACCAGAAGUUUCACAGUCAGCGGCAUGGCAGCAAGAAGGAUUGAGGCUGGGCCUUCCCCUGCUGGCCCAGAGGGGCUUCUGUCCUGUGUUGUGGGAGGGGAUGGGAGGUGCCCCUCGAGUGUGCGUGUAUCAGGGGGUCUCUUCUAUUCUCCCUUGGGUUUUAUGGGCUCUGUGGGCCCUGAAGGAAGACCUGGGCCCAGUGCCCUCAAUAAAGAGAGGCCCAGAGGUG
Messenger RNA from Pongo pygmaeus (Bornean orangutan), 2348 nucleotides. It is a transcript of the gene TMEM120A, whose product is annotated as transmembrane protein 120A. Gene Ontology annotation, cellular component: membrane. Gene Ontology annotation, biological process: fat cell differentiation. Bases 1132 to 2163 code for a protein of 343 amino acids. NCBI's taxonomy places the organism in Eukaryota, Metazoa, Chordata, Mammalia, Primates, Hominidae. The record is from RefSeq and is a predicted model, not a curated record. The transcript is spliced from 13 exons.